This is a messenger RNA of Chilo suppressalis (striped riceborer), 321 nucleotides long. The record is from the annotation of a GenBank genome assembly. NCBI's taxonomy places the organism in Eukaryota, Metazoa, Arthropoda, Insecta, Lepidoptera, Crambidae.
AUGAAACUAUACCAAGCACUUUGCCGCCGUAACCUCAUGCCGAAUGGGCAUAUAUUUAGAGGCAAAGAUCGCCUUGUUAAACCAGUAUUAUCGAAACAUCUACGAAAGGUUCAGGCUGAAUUUGCUGUAGAAGAACAAAAUAUGUUUUAUUUAAGGCAUCCUUAUCUUACAGAGGCUGAAAGUUUUGGGCAUUCAAAAGCUCUUGGUAAAGCUGAAAAGAGGCUAGCUGGCUUUCAAAAUUUAACCAGACGUGUUUUCAAAGAAGAUGUUACUCUUUAUGAGAGACUUGGCCAUCUACGUGUUUCAGAAGGAUGGGAUUGA